This is a messenger RNA of Hordeum vulgare subsp. vulgare (domesticated barley), 3605 nucleotides long. Its product is annotated as protein argonaute 14-like. The record is from RefSeq and is a predicted model, not a curated record. Gene Ontology annotation, biological process: regulatory ncRNA-mediated post-transcriptional gene silencing. Lineage: Eukaryota; Viridiplantae; Streptophyta; Magnoliopsida; Poales; Poaceae. The transcript is spliced from 22 exons. Gene Ontology annotation, cellular component: cytoplasm. Gene Ontology annotation, molecular function: RNA binding; protein binding. The coding region runs from base 16 to 3207 and encodes 1063 amino acids.
AGAAAACCCUCUCCCAUGGCGUCGAGGGGGGGCGGACGAGGCGGGCGAGGCGACGGCGCAGGGCGCCGCCCCGCUGUCCGGGGAGACGGCCGAGGGCGCGGAUCCGGCGGCCGUGGCGAGGCUGGAGGAGGAGGAGGUUACGGUCGCGGCGAUGGCGGAGGCCGCGGCCCUGGUGCUCCAACUGCAGGAGCGGCCGGGUACAAUCAGCAAGCUCCACCCGCGCGCCUCGACGCGGGAGGCCGCGGGCCCGGCGGACCGUCUGGCUUCCGCCCCGUCGCGCUGCGCCCGGCCGCGCCUGCUGUUACCGCGGCGGCCUCGACGGGUUCUUCGCGCGCCCCUCCGUCUUCGGCUACGAUGCUGCCUGCCGACGCUCUCACGAGGGACGUGGGCAGGCUGGCCGUGGAGGCGCCUGCGGGAGCGCCGACUCUUCGCUCCGCUGCUCAGUCCGCGGCGGGAGCGCCGGCUCUUCGCCCCGCUGCUCAGUCCGCGGCGGGAGCGCCGGCUCUUCGCCCCGCUGCUCAGUCCGCGGCGGGAGCGCCGGCUCUUCGCCCCGCUGCUCAGUCCGCGGCAAGGGGUGGAUCUCAACCGGAUUCCCAGGCGCCUCCGCCUGCGCCACCGGCAGCCGCGCCGGUGUCGAGCAAGUCGAUGGCCCCACCGGCUCGUCCGGGUUUCGGCACGGUUGGGCGGAAGAUGAUGGUGCGAGCGAACCACUUCCUCGCCAGCUUCGCGGACAAGGACAUCUGCCACUACGAUGUCACAAUUACUCCUGAGCCCAAGACGAGACGGAUCAACAGGGUUCUGAUGACGGAGCUGACAAGCAAACACCGUGCGUCGUCUCUCGGUGGCCUACUGGUCGCAUAUGAUGGCAGCAAGAGCCUGUACACUGCAGCCGAGCUGCCAUUCCAGGUGAUGGAUUUCUCCAUCAAGCUGGGGAAAGCAGCAAGAGAAACCGAGUACAAGGUCACGAUUCGAUUCGCUGCACGGGCAAACUUGUACCACCUGCAGCAGUUCCUCAGUGGGAGGCAAAGGGAUUCUCCACAGGACACAAUACAAGCGCUAGACGUUGUGCUGAGAGAGUCACCUUCUCUGAACUAUGUCACCGCUUCUCGAUCCUUCUACUCAAAACUAUUUGGCCAACGUGACAUCGGUGAUGGGCUGGAGUGUUGGAGAGGAUAUUACCAAAGCUUGCGCCCCACUCAGAUAGGCCUCUCACUGAAUAUAGACAUAUCGUCGACGUCAUUUUACAAGCCCAUAUCGGUGGUGCAAUUUGUUCAGGAGUGUCUGAAUCUGAGGAUUGUCGACCCCAAUCAGCCCCUUUCUGACAGGGACCGACUGAAGGUUAAGAAAGCAUUGCGCGGGGUUCGUGUUGAAACCACUCACCAAGAGGGCAAAAGGAGCGCCUACAAGAUAACUGGGAUUACUUCUGUCCCGCUGAUUCAGCUCAACUUUCCUCUGGAUGAUGGCAACCAAAUGACUGUUGUGCAAUACUUUAGGGACCGAUACAAGUAUGGAUUGAGGUUCAUUUCUUGGCCUUGUCUGCAGUCCGGAAAUGAUUCUCGCCCUAUAUAUUUGCCAAUGGAGGUAUGCACAAUUAUUGAAGGGCAGAGGUUCGCCAGGAAGCUUAACGAGAAACAAGUGACUGGUAUACUGAGAGCUACGUGCGAACGCCCCAUGGAUAGGGAGAAGAGCAUACUUAAGAUGGUGAAACAAAACAACUAUUCAGCUGAUAAGCUGGCACAGGAGUUUGGAGUUGAAGUUAUGGAUAAAAUGGUCAAUGUGCAGGCUCGCGUGCUACCUCCCCCCAUGCUCAAAUAUCACGAUUCUGGAAAGGACAAAGCUUGUGCACCAAGUGUUGGCCAGUGGAACAUGAUUGGCAAGAAAAUGAUUAAUGGAGGGAAUGUUCAGAGCUGGACUUGCUUGAACUUUUCACGUUUGCCCAUUGAUGGAGUGCGUCGGUUUUGUGGCGACUUAGUAAAAGUGUGCAAUGCCAUCGGCAUGGUUUUCAAUCCUAGGCCAGUGGCAGAAAUUUUCUCAGCGUCUGCUAAUAAUAUAGACGGUGCUUUGAAGGAUGUUCACCAGAGGACCCCUAACCUCCAGUUGCUUAUUGUGAUUCUCCCGGAUGUUACUGGCCAUUACGGGAAAGUUAAGAAGGUGUGUGAGACUGACCUUGGUAUAGUAUCUCAAUGUCUCAAGCCGGACAAGGUCGACAGAGCAAACAAGCAGUAUUUUGAAAAUGUUGCACUUAAAGUCAAUGUUAAGGUCGGAGGGAGAAAUACAGCUCUUCAGCAAGCUCUUGCAUGUCGAAUACCGUUAGUCAGUGAGAAGCCGACAAUCUUUUUUGGUGCUGAUGUAACACAUCCGGCGGCAGGGGAUGUUACCUCACCGUCGAUUGCAGCUGUGGUGGCCUCCAUGGACCUUCCUGAAAUCACAAAUUACAAAGCUGUGGUUUCUGCCCAACCACCCAGGCAGGAGAUUAUUCAAGAUCUCUAUUGCCAAGGUACAGACCCUGAGAAGGGCACCCCUGUACACGGUGGAAUGAUGAGGGAGUUAUUAGUGUCAUUCUAUAAGAAGACUGGUUAUAAACCCAGCAGGAUCAUAUUCUACAGGGACGGUGUGAGCGAAGGGCAGUUCGCCCAAGUUCUGAUGUAUGAAAUGGAUGCCAUCAGGAAGGCUUGUGCAUCUUUGCAGGCGGAUUAUCAGCCCAAAGUGACAUUUGUUGUUGUCCAGAAAAGGCAUCACACAAGGCUCUUCCCUGAGGUGCACGGAAAAGAGACUGACAAAAGUGGAAACAUCCUUCCUGGAACCGUGGUUGACACCAACAUAUGCCAUCCCACCGAGUUUGAUUUCUACCUGUGUAGCCAUGCCGGUAUUCAGGGCACAAGCAGACCAACUCACUACCAUGUCCUCUUCGAUGAAAACGGUUUCACUGCCGAUGGGCUGCAGCAGCUCACCAACAACCUGUGCUACACAUACGCUCGAUGCACUCGCUCUGUCUCUGUUGUUCCUCCUGCCUACUACGCUCACCUGGCUGCGUUCCGCGCACGGUAUUACGAUGAGCCAUCAGAGGGCUCGGACAGCGCCUCGAUCGUCAGCGGUGGCACCCGGGAGUCAGCCGCUACGGGCGCAGGAGCUGCCGGUCCUCCUGCGGCAUUCCGUCCCCUCCCCAGGAUCAGGGAUAACGUCAAGGAAGUGAUGUUCUAUUGCUGAAUUGGCCCAUAGCUGGCAAGUUCAUGGGAGUCAUGUGGUUGGCUUGUUGCUUAAUUGGGUGGUACAUUUGCUGGGAAUUUGUGAUGUGGUUGGAACAUGAAUGUACUUUGGUUUAUGUUGUUGGUAAACAUGGGAGAUGUGAUGCUGUCGUGGUUUUGCAUCUGUUAGAUUUUCUGAGGAGAGAAAGAAGGGUAUCAAGCGGGCUUUCAUUAUGAUGAAAAAAUGGCUUUCACAUAUGGUGCAAAAUUAUGAUUAAAUGUAUCGUCCACAAAAAAGAUAAGUGGCUCAAACUUAUUGUGGAGAAUGCAACUACUUUUGUGCAGAACACACUCUAACCAUACCUUGGCAAUAUGUUUUGUAAAUAUGGAAUAAAUGCACAAUUAUGCAUUUGGUAUUUU